Messenger RNA from Brassicogethes aeneus, 4744 nucleotides. Lineage: Eukaryota; Metazoa; Arthropoda; Insecta; Coleoptera; Nitidulidae. The record is from the annotation of a GenBank genome assembly.
AUGGCAGAUUUUACUGAAUCGCAAAAAAAAUAUAUGAAAGAACUUUUUCAAAAUAUUACUACUAAUUUUGAACAAAAAACUGAAGACGUAAAGAAAACCCUUAAGAGCGAAUUUACAAAGUUUAAAGAAGAAAUUAAUGUUAAAAUAAAAAACUACGAAGAUAAGAUCGAACAACUAGAAACCGACAACACUACACUAAAAAGACAAGUUUUAACAUUAGAAAGAAAAAGCCGAAAAAAUAACAUAGUAAUAUUUGGUCUUAACACUGUGACUCCAACAAAUAUUAUUGAGGAAGUUUUAAAACUUUUUAAGGAAACGUUGCUAGUCCCAAUAUCUGAACAAGACUUAAGUCAUAUUUACACCAUUGGAAAAUCUGCAGAGAAGCCAAUUGUAGUAGAAUUUAUUUCAUUUUAUAAAAAACUUGCGGUAAUAAAAAACUGUUAUAAACUAAAAAAUACAAAUAUUGCCAUAAGCCAAGAUCAGUGUCCCGAAGAUCAGGAAAAUACAAAAAUUCUGCGAAAAUAUAAGAAAGAAGCUGAAGAAAAGGGAGAAAAGGCCACUAUAAAAUUCAACAGCCUCAAAAUUGAAGAUAAGGUUUACUCUAUUAGGGAACUACAAGCAAAAAAAGACACAAACAGAGAAGAUACACAAACUUCAACAAACUUCAAGCGCAACAUCGUCGAGGUUGAAUCUGGGGAGGAAACUGAGGUACCGGAAAUUAAAAAAAACAAAGUGGCUACAAAAGUCAACAAAGAAGCCGAAAAAUCUCGAAUGUUAAGAUCAAUAAUUCCAAAACUUCAGGAUUUAAAAUUUCUUAUUGAGAGCGGGGGGUUUGCUUUCUUUGCACUAUCAGAAACUUGGCUAAAUUCAACAAUAGAUAAUGAAGUUCUUAAGAUUAAAGGCUAUGAUUUUGUUAGAUGCGAUAGGGAAGGCCGUGGGGGAGGAAUAAUUUUGUAUUAUAAAAAUUGUCUGAAGAUUAAUGUUAUUAGCCAUAAUAAGAGUAACUGGUUUGAAAGUAUAUGGGUAUCGGUGAGUAUAAAUGGACUAAAAUAUGUUGUAGGUGUUAUUUACAGACCCCCAGGUUUUAAUAAUUUUUCCGAAUUCUUGGAUGAAUUUGAUGACAUAAUAUGUAAGCUUCUAAUUGAGUGUGACAGUUUUUUUUCUGUGGGUGAUUUUAAUAUCAAUUGCCUUGAUAUGACUAAUAAAAAUGUCUCUAAUUUUUUAAGUGUUUUAGAAUCAUAUAGCCUUAAACAAAUUAUUGAAGAACCAACACGGAUAACUGCUACUUGCUCAACCCUAAUCGACCUUAUAAUUACAUCUAAAAACAGUAAUAUUGUAUCAAGCAAAGUAAAUAAUGAUAUAGACCUAUCUGAUCAUUCUUCUGUUGAAUGCAGUUUCAAUGUUUUAUGUAUUAAAAAUGAGCCAAAGUUUUACACCUUUAGGGAUUUUAAAAAUUUUAAUAUUGAAGAAUUUUAUGUAAGUUUGUGCCGAUUUUCUUUUAAUGAAGUUUUUAAUGAGCUUGAUGUUAAUAAUAAACUAACUAUUUUAAAUAAUAUUUUACUUUCUUUGUUUGAUCACUACGCGCCAGUGCGUACUGUCAGAGUAACAAAAAAAAGGGCUCCCUGGUUAACUGAUAAUCUUAGGUUAAUAUUUAGACUUCGUAAUAAAGCAUUACAAAAAUUCAAAAAAACUAAAACACCUAAUAAUUGGGAUAAUUAUAAAAUGCUUAGGAAUUAUGCUAAUAAAUUAAUUAAAAAUGAGAAAAGAGCACACAUUAAUUCUGUUUUUACUUCUAAUAAUAGUAAACAAAACUGGAAGAUCUUAAAAGAUUUAAAUGUAACUUCCAAAUCCUUACCUGAAAUACCUUCCAACCUAAAUAAUGAAAUAGAUAUAAAUAAUUACUUUGCUUCUAUAAUUCAGACCGAACAAGAACCUGAUUCAAUUAAGUAUAAUUUUUACAAUAAUAACGAAAUUACUGGUGUUUCUUCAUUUCAUUUUUCUACUGUAAGUGAAAAUGAAGUACAUAAAUGUCUCCUCUCUAUUAAGUCCAAAGCUGUGGGUAGUGAUGGAAUAAGUAUAGGUAUGUUAUUGUUUUGCUGUCCCUUUAUUAUUCCAGUUUUGACACAUAUAAUAAACUACUGUAUAGAAACUAGCAGCUUUCCAAAAGGUUGGAAAUUGUCUUAUAUAACUCCUAUUCCAAAAGUCAGAUGCCCAACUGAAUUAAAAGAUCUUAGGCCUAUUAGUAUCCUACCAACAAUGUCAAAGAUUUUAGAAAAACUUAUAUACCAACAAAUAAGAAAUCAUUUGGAUACUUUUAACAUUUUACCACCCAUUCAAUCAGGUUUUAGAUCUAGAUACAGUUGUACAACAGCACUUUUAAAAGUAACUGAUGAUAUAUUACAAGACCUUGAUUCAAAUAAUAUGGCAGCUCUCAUUUUGUUGGAUUAUUCCAAAGCUUUCGACUUAAUUAACCAUAAAUUAUUACUUGCAAUUUUAAAAUUUAUUGGCUUUGGUUAUACUUCAGUAAUUUUUUUAAAGAUGUAUUUGAGUGACAGGCAGCAAUGCGUCAGGAUAAAAAAUAAUAUUUCGACUCCUGUUGAAAUCAAAUGUGGAGUACCGCAAGGCUCGAUCUUAGGUCCCCUUCUGUUUGCUAUAUACACAUCACAAUUAGUAAAAUGCAUUAAAAACUGCAAUUUUCACUUGUAUGCCGAUGACACACAAUUGUAUUUUCCUUUUAAGUGUGAAGACUUAUGUGAAAUUACAGGAAUAAUAAAUAAAGAUCUUGAAAAUUUAAGUUUGGAGUCGUCAGCACACUCUCUCCAAAUAAAUCCCCAAAAGUCUAAAGUUAUAGUUUUUAGCAAACGAGGAAAUGUACCCAGUAUUAGCUUAACUAUUAAUGGGCAGAAAAUUGAGCAGGUUAAUAAGGCAAAAAACCUUGGUGUUAUUUUUGACUCAAAUCUUAGGUUUUCUGAACAUGUUUCAAAUUGCGUCAAAAAGGCUUUUUAUAACUUAAAAAAUAUAUACUCACAAAGACAUUUAUUAAAUACUAAUAUUAAAAAACUUGUAUGCGAUUCAAUGGUACUUUCGCAUUUUAACUACUGUGAUGCCCUUUAUGGUUUUUGUCUUACAAAAAUUGAUGAAAGACGAAUACAAAGACUACAAAACUCGUGUGUUCGCUUAAUAUGUGGUGUAAGAAGGAGACUUUCAGUAAAAAGCAAAUUUUGUGAAAUAGGCUGGUUAAACAUGUCAGAGAGAAGACUGUUACACUCUCUUGUAUUAUUCAAUAACGUUGUCACUUAUAAAUGCCCACCAUACUUGUAUAACAAAAUAAAAUUUCGAACUGAUGUUCACACUUUAAAUAUUAGAAACAGACUUAACUUAACGAUACCUCGUCAUAAAUCAGCUAUUUUUCAAAGGAGUUACUCAUACAAUAUUGCCAAAUGGUACAAUUUGCUUCCUGAUAGUGUAUUCGUUGUUCAACACGUGGACGUAUGCAUGUUCUCGAACGGAAAAUUCAAAAACGUUGUAGCAGUGUGGAACGCGAAAGAUAAUUUUCCGGUGCAAUCCGGUGGAAAAUUCGACAAAACUUUUACUCUUUUACCGGUAUUCGUUGUUCAACACGUGGACGUAUGCAUGUUCUCGAACGGAAAAUUCAAAAACGUUGUAGCAGUGUGGAACGCGAAAGAUAAUUUUCCGGUGCAAUCCGGCGGAAAAUUCGACAAAACUUUUACUCUUUUACCGGUGAAAAGUUCAACUAAAAAUUGGAUAGCGCUUGAGGACUCGUACACCAAAUCAGGAACCAGUUUGGCUUCCACUGUUACCACAACAGCACAUAACCCGGACGACAGGAACGUUUUCGCAAUCUACGUCUCCUACUACGUGAAAGUGAAGCUGUUGGUGAGCGUUAUGGGUGGUGAGCUGAGUUUGAAGCUGCCCUUCACGUUGAUGCACACGUGCAGCGAGUUCGAACAUUCGGAGCCUAUCAUAAGGCUAGAACGCCCGAACUCCAUUCGGCUUGAAGACGGCGCAACCGAUCGUCGCACCCCUUCGCCCAAGCAGGACAAGGAUGGCACGUGAGAUCAGCAAAAGGUGGUGGUGGAGAUCAACCGGCCGCCCCCAUUCGCAGUGUCCCCCUCUCGCAGAGAGUCAUCAGCGUCUACGACGGCCCGCAAAACGUCCAGCGCGGCCAACGAUGACCUGGACAAGAUCGUGACGAUUAAACGGGAGGAGACGACGGAAGACGAGUUGGAACCGAAGCGCGCCGACGUCGUAGCGAAAGCGCCCGAAGAAAAACGCUUCAGCAUCCACAGGGCGUGGUGCUGUCUCAUGACCAGGCGGACUUCCUAGCAUACAGACCUCUACGACUCAGACUAGAGUAGGGUAGAUGUGUAACCCGACCAACUAAUAACGAUACAAACGAGUCAAAUUUGAGUGUAAUAAAAAUCAAGGGGGUUGUUAAUUUUUUGAAUGCAUGCAUUUUGUAAUAUAUCUGCAAAAAUCGAACAUUUUUUUUACUUCCAAAACUGAAAAAAUAAGCUGCUGUUUAUAAAAAUCCAUGGAUAAAUGGCGAAGUUAUGAAUUUUUCAGUGGAAGACCAAAAUUCAGUUUUUCGAGAAGUUUUACAUUUUUUCUUCAUUUCAUUGAACUAUAUAAUAGUUAUUUAUGUCAUUAGGUUAAGAAGUAAGGCUUUUUGUGCUAAGCUCAAGGCACUUCUUGGCCGAAUAGCAUACAACAUUUUAUCUUC